Messenger RNA from Paramecium sonneborni, 825 nucleotides. Lineage: Eukaryota; Ciliophora; Oligohymenophorea; Peniculida; Parameciidae. The record is from the annotation of a GenBank genome assembly.
AUGUAAAAAUUAAUAGUUGAUUUAAAAAAUAUUGAAUCAUAAAACUAGAAUUAAGAAUCAAAGCUCAAGAAGUUAUUUCUAGAAUUUGAUGAAAUCUUCAAUAAACAAUAAAAUAUUCUUAAUCCAAAAAACACAAAAUCAAAUUUACUUUAAGGGAUAAGACCUGAACUUUUUGCAUUAAUCUUAGAGUUUUUGGAUUUGAAGACCUGCUUUAGAUUUCGAUUAGUGAAUGGAUAUACAAAUGUAUGUGUUAUUAAAUCGUUACAUUAAAAAAUAAAGCAUUUAAAUGAUUAAUCAAAAUAUUUAGAAAAUGAGUUAAAUGAAAUACAAAACAAAUAUUCACAAGAUAUAAUGAAUUAAGACUUAUAGAUAACAAGACAAAAUGCCUAUGAUAGAUUGAGUUAAUUAGAUAAAGCAGGAAUUGCUGAAAUAAGAAUGUAUUCGAGACCACCAGAAAUGGUAGUAAAAGUAAUUUCAUUAAUUUGUAUCCUUUUGGAUCCAAAUAUUAAAUAAUAUUAAGAAAAUUGGUCAAAUUGCUAAAAGAUUCUGAAAGAUUGUUAAAACUUAUUGAAUUAGCUAUUACAAUUAGAAAUAGAUAAUAUUUCGGAUUCCUAAUUAAAGUUACUUUAAGCCAUCCAUAAUGUUCAAGCUUAAUAACUUUAGAAUAUAUCAUCAAGUUGCUACAGCAUUUAUCUAUAUUUAUAAUCAAUUGUUGAAAUAAGAGAAUCUAAAUAUUACAUUGUUAAGAAUCAAAAAUUAAAUUUGGAGAAAUAAAUUAAAUUAAAGUCAAAUCUAAUUGAAAAAUUAUAAUCAAUAUCAAAAUGA